AGAUCCUUUUUGGCUUUUGGCGGCCAUUCGUUUUCACGUUUGUUCCCUAGCUAUUCCUCAAUAACACUUUGUUUACUUCAUUAUUGUCCAAGUGAACAACGAUGGCUGCAUCCAGGACGGAUCUCUUGGCCUGGCUUAACGAGCUUUUGCAGCUUAAUUACACCAAAAUCGAGCAAUGCGGUUCUGGCGCUGCAUACUGUCAAAUAUUGGACUCGGUUUAUGGUGACUUGCCCAUGGCGCGAGUGAAGAUGAACGCAAAACACGAGUACGAAUUCAUCGCUAACUUCAAGGUCUUGCAGAAUGCUUUCAAAGCGAAGAAGAUCGACAAGCCUAUACCCAUCGAGAAGCUCGUCAAAUGCAAGAUGCAAGACAACCUAGAGUUUUUGCAAUGGAUGAAACGUUUCUGGGAUUCCAACUUUGGCGGACAAGGCUACGAUGCCGUUGGUCGAAGGCGGGGCGCCCCCACUGAUACCCCUGCAACGAUGGCCCCGGUUGUUUCCUCGCGAACCGCCGCUGGUCUAGGCGUUGGUAGUGGUAGAGCAGGUGGAAAGACACCUAUUGGUGGCCACAGAGCAGGAUCCGCUCAGCCCAACGAGGCUAUCCAGAAUCUGCAAGCACAGCUACGCGAAAUGUCAACUCAUAUGGAGGGACUCGAGAAGGAACGUGAUUUCUAUUUCGCCAAGCUACGGGACAUCGAGAUCCUUGUCCAGCAGCAGAUAGAGGUCUUGGAAUCGGAUGGAAAAGAUGACGAGACGUUGCGUGAAAUUCAGAAAAUUCUAUAUUCAACAGAGGAUGGCUUUGAAGUGCCAGAGGCUGGUGUUCCCGUCGACGAAGAAGAAACUUUUUAGUUUUGUAGUAUUAUUCCACAUCGCCAAAUAUUAUUUUAGCAUAUAUGCUACCUCUCGAUUUGUUUUUCCCCCUAGGUUCAUGGCAUACCUCUACACUUCAAACUCGUUCACCGUCUUUUGUUUUUGAGAAGACUUGUUCUAACUCGCCCUCUAGUCGCUCAUUUAAUUUUUCCCCAUCUCGAAUGCAUCCUUUAGAUUCCCCAUUAAUCCUGUCGUGAAAUGAUAUCUAUUCGUUGUGUUCCUACUGCAAGAAUUUAUGUGAAUGCUAGGAAGGGAAUCGAUGUGUGAUGUCGUUAUCUGUCAUAAUAAUAGAAUACGAUGCAAUGCCAUGAAAAAGAUAAAAUAAAAAUACAAAUAAAUGUGCCAUCGCACUGCAGUGGUGAAAAGUCCAGUCUGCUCAUAUACGAGCCAAUAUUCUUGAUUCUUGCGCCAUUUUGGAACCAAGGAUGAGCAACGAUCCAAUGAUCAUGGAUGUCCCAGAAAGAGCAAUAGCACCAACGUAAGACUCGUGUUCGCGAGUCAGCAAAGCUCCA
Molecule: messenger RNA, 1381 nt
Organism: Serpula lacrymans var. lacrymans S7.9
Lineage: Eukaryota; Fungi; Basidiomycota; Agaricomycetes; Boletales; Serpulaceae
Exons: 6
Coding region: 102-848 (248 amino acids)
Biological process (GO): regulation of microtubule polymerization or depolymerization; spindle assembly; protein localization to microtubule plus-end
Cellular component (GO): spindle midzone; microtubule plus-end; microtubule organizing center
Molecular function (GO): microtubule plus-end binding
Source: RefSeq, a predicted model, not a curated record